CCACAUCUCAUUCCUCUCGCCGGCGCGGGCUGAUUCUCAGGCGACCUUGAACUACCGGCGAGGAGGCGUCGAUGGCGGAGGAUUUGAAGGAGCGUACUCUGGAGGAGACCGCGACGUGGGCGGUCGCCAUCGUUUGUUUCGUGAUACUCGCGAUCUCCAUCUUGUUAGAACAUACCAUUGACCUCUUUGAGAAGUUCUUGAAGAGAAAGAGGAAGGGAUCUCUUGUUGAAGCAUUAGAGAAGGUUAAAUCAGAGCUUAUGCUGCUGGGGUUCAUAUCAUUGCUUCUGACAGUGCUUCAAGGUCCGAUAUCGAGCAUAUGCGUCCCCAGGAAGAUCGCCAAUUCUUGGCUUCCUUGUUCCGGGGGGAUAAAGACCGUCUCGACCUCCGAAAAGUACGGCCGCAGACUCCUCGAGUUCUCGGAGUUCCAUGGGGUCAUCCGCCGGAGUCUGGCCACGAAAGGGUACGAUAAAUGCACUGGAAAGGGGAAGUUUGCCUUUGUCACGGCGUACGGUAUUCAUCAGCUCCACAUAUUCAUCUUUGUGUUGGCCGUCUUCCAUGUUCUGUACUGCCUCACAACCUUGGCUCUGGGCAGCAUUAAGAUGAGACGAUGGAAAGCAUGGGAAAAAGAGACAAAGACACAAGAAUACAAGUACUUCCAUGAUCCUGAGAGGUUUAGAUAUACGAGAGAUACAUCAUUCGGUCGAAGGCAUUUGAGCUUCUGGAGCCAAUGGAGAAUAUCUGUCUGGAUAGUGUGCUUUUUCAGACAGUUCUUUGGAUCAGUCACAAAGGUUGAUUACUUGACACUAAGACAUGGAUUUAUCAAGGCACAUUUGCCACCCGGAAGCGAGACGACAUUCGACUUCCAGGAUUACAUCCAGAGAUCACUCGAGGACGACUUUAAAGUAGUCGUGGGAAUAAGUCCGGUUAUCUGGUUCUCUGCCGUGCUGUUCCUUCUGACCAAUACGCACGGAUGGCGUUCUUAUGUAUGGUUGCCGUUUAUUACUCUGAUUAUAGUACUCUUGGUGGGGACGAAGCUGCAAGUUAUAAUCACGAAAAUGGGACUGCGGAUUCAAGAGAGGGGAAAUGUGGUCAAGGGCAUUCCCGUGGUUCAACCCGGCGACGAGCUUUUCUGGUUCGGACGCCCGCGUCUCCUCCUUUUGUUGAUUCAUUUCAUUCUUUUUCAGAAUGCUUUUCAACUAGCCUUUUUCGCUUGGGCCACGUAUUCGUUCGGGUUCAAGAACUGCUUCCAUGAACGCACUGCGGAUAUCAUCUUCAGAGUUUCAAUGGGGGUCUUCGUCCAGGUCCUGUGCAGCUAUGUGACCUUGCCUCUCUAUGCUUUGGUGACACAGAUGGGAUCGACCAUGAAGCCCACAAUCUUCAAUGAUCACGUCGCCACGGCUAUCAAGCACUGGCAUACCACUGCGAAGAAACACACCAAAGCAAGCCGCCACCCCCAUGCCGACCCGUCCGCGUCAGCCGGGUCGGCUUCCAGCCGGCCGAUGACGCCGGCUCGUCUCCUGACCAACAACCUUAGAAGCGAGGAGAGCCUCCAAGAGGCCGAAAGCGAGCGCUGGCACGAGUUAGAGUUGACCAACGAGUCUUCUCACGGCCGUGAAUUCGGCGACGGCUCGGAGAUUGCUAGGCAUUCUGAUGUGGCGGAGGAAGAGCAGCCUUACUCGGCGAACCAGCCUCCGGCGACCACCGCUCCGGACCACAGCGACAUCAGCUUAGCGGGUAAAUAGAUCCACCAACAAUGAAGGCUGUUUUGCGGCGAUCACGGAGCAUUGGAGCUCGAAAGAGCUGGGCGGGGGAGUUGCGGAAGUACCAUGGUUUCUAGAGUUUCGUGACAAAUUCUUUUAGCUUCUGAAUUGUAAAUCUCCCCAGCUCUUUCGAGAGAAUGUCUACUCUACUGUUUAUGCAAAUAUUCUAAGAUAUUUUAUACCAUUUAGCUGGUAAUAAUUAAUAAAGAAAGAAAACCACCAGGCAAUAGCUAUG
Messenger RNA from Rhodamnia argentea, 1995 nucleotides. RefSeq names its product MLO-like protein 2. The transcript is spliced from 15 exons. Gene Ontology annotation, biological process: defense response. The coding region runs from base 72 to 1742 and encodes 556 amino acids. The record is from RefSeq and is a predicted model, not a curated record. Gene Ontology annotation, cellular component: membrane. NCBI's taxonomy places the organism in Eukaryota, Viridiplantae, Streptophyta, Magnoliopsida, Myrtales, Myrtaceae.